Messenger RNA from Mesorhabditis spiculigera, 600 nucleotides. The record is from the annotation of a GenBank genome assembly. Lineage: Eukaryota; Metazoa; Nematoda; Chromadorea; Rhabditida; Rhabditidae.
AUGAGUGCUGGAAAGCAAGUUUUUGUUGUUGGUGGAAGUGGGAUGACUGGCAAAAAGAUUGUCGAGCUACUAUGCGAAAAUCCGGCCUUUUCCCGCAUUGUCCUCUUCGGACGCCGUACAAUCAAUUUGCCAUCCGCGCCCCCGCAUUUGGAGCAGAAAAUCGUGGAUUUUGAUAAGCUAUCUGACAACCAGGGUCUUUUCUCUGGUUUUGAUGUUGGUGUGUGUGCACUGGGCAGCACAUUGAAAGGCUCGACAAGGGAAAUCUACAAGAAAGUUGAUUACGAUUAUGUGGUUGCUACCGCAAAAAUGGCCAAAAACUGCGAUGUGAAGACGUUUUGCCUGCUUUCGGCUUCCAGCGCGGAUGAGAAAAGCCAUUUCUACUAUAUUAAGAUCAAGGCAAGAGAUCGAGAAAAGCCGAGUCUUGGCUAUACGCUUCUUACAAACCUUCUUAAACCUACAAUGUACUUCACAGCGCGACUACAAAUCCAGGAUACCGAUAUUGCUAAGGCUCUCAUCACCACAUCUCUAAACAAUUCUAAAAAAGGAACAAUCCCCCUCGACGCUACUCAAAUGAAAAAGAUUGCCGAUGGCUAUAAUAAU